This is a messenger RNA of Trichogramma pretiosum, 5983 nucleotides long. RefSeq names its product ankyrin repeat and sterile alpha motif domain-containing protein 1B. The record is from RefSeq and is a predicted model, not a curated record. Lineage: Eukaryota; Metazoa; Arthropoda; Insecta; Hymenoptera; Trichogrammatidae. Gene Ontology annotation, cellular component: cytosol. Gene Ontology annotation, molecular function: protein binding. The coding region runs from base 958 to 5760 and encodes 1600 amino acids. The transcript has 18 exons.
UGUUGCAGCAGCAGCAGCACAACACGAGGAGCGCGCGCGGACAGCGUCCGAGAAAAUAGUUACGAUAUAUAGAUAUAGGUACGGGCUGCUUUCAGCACAGUGAUACGAGCGGCCAGAGUUAGCGGUCCGUAUCACCGUACAUUACGUAUAUACAUCACCCUCGUCCGCACUACUGCAAGCAAGCCACGAGGUGUACUCAAUAAUAAUAGUCGGCCAGCAACGAGGGCUGUCACCGAGCGUCGUCUGCAAGUUUUUAAAUUUAGUGGCGCGCAUCGAGCUGCAGGUGGAGCGACGGUCGAGUCCGAGCGCAGCAGCAGCAGGCCUGGCAAGAUGUCUCCACUCUCAAAGCCUCGCGACGUAUAGUAGUCAACACGCUAGCCAAAGCGGCCGAUCAAUGAAACGGCCGAGCGCCCGAGCCUCGCCAGCAGUAGCAGCAGCAGCAGUCUACAUCUACACAUUACGGAGCGAGUGGGGCGCACUUUAGUUCGCGCGCAGACCGCCCGUUCACUGUCCCGUGCAGAGGGGCCUCGAUCGCUGGCGCUGCCUCCGUCAGCGAGCGCAUAUAAACGUAUAGUAGUCUGCUCUCGCUUCCAGCAGUAUACUACAUACAUACAUACAUAUAUAGUGCACAGCAGCAGCAGCCCAGUGUGUACAUAUAGUGUACUGGAGUCGUGUGCUGGUGUGUGGGUGUUUCGGGAGCCCGAGUCGUGUGCCAGCCAGUAUAAGCUCGUGUGCGUGCGUGUGAAUGCGAGCGAGCCAAGCUUGUGUGCGUGCUCGUCGUGCGUAUAUACGUGCCCCAAAGUGUCGUGUGUGCUACGCGCUGCUAGCUUGUGCUGGCCCGUGGGUAAGUCGCUGCUGCUGUAACCCAGCAGACGGUGUGUGUGCCGUGGUUGUUGUUGUUGUUGUUGUUGUUGAGUGCAGUGUCCAGAAGGGUCCCGCGGCCCGGCUGAAUGGGCCAUGGGCAAGGACCAGGAGCUGCUCGAGGCGGCCAGGAACGGCAACGUAGCCGUCGUCGAUAAGAUCCUGGGACAACGUGCGAAGAGGAGUGGUCCCCUUGCAAGAGGAAUUUUUCGUUACAGUUUACGCAGAGGUCCUGGUGCUAAUGUACAAGAUUCUAGUGGUUAUUCGGCGCUUCAUCAUGCAGCUCUUAACGGUCACAGGGAAGUGGUGAAGUUGCUUUUGCAAUACGAAGCAUCGACCAAUAUAGUCGAUUCGAAGGGCUCGUCUCCGCUUCAUUUAGCAGCAUGGUCCGGCAACUCGGAAAUAGUGAAAUUAAUUCUGACUCAAGGACCAUCAGUGCCAAAUGUCAACCUACUGACCAAGGAUACGGAGUCGCCAUUGCAUUGCGCUGCACAGUACGGACACACAGAAGUCGUAGGCCAAUUGUUACAGGCAGGAUGCGAUCCUAGUAUCCGCAACAGCCGAGGGGAAUCGGCGCUGGAUUUAGCUGCUCAGUAUGGCAGGUUGGAAACAGUCGAGUUGUUGGUACGAGCUCAUCCUGAAUUAAUUCAGUCUCUGCGAAGUUCCUCAUCUUCAUUGAUCUUCCCUCACACACCUUUACAUUUAGCAUCACGCAAUGGGCACCGUGCCUGCGUGGAGGUGCUACUCGACGCGGGGGUGGACGUCAACACGCGGACAUCGGCGGGCACGGCGCUGCACGAGGCCGCCCUGUGCGGCAAGGUCGAAGUCGUGCGGACGCUGCUGGACCGCGGCGUCGACCUCAACAUCAAGGACUCCCGGCGCAACACGGUGCUCGAUUUACUCAGCCAAUUCCCGGCUCACGUUACGCAGGACAUAACGGCUGUUAUCAAACGUUACCGUUUAUCUUCUGGAAUUGAAUGCGACGGAGACAGCGAGAAUCUGCCGCCGAUACCGGUUCAGCGCAAUGAAUCAGUCAGCAGUCCGUACGAGAACGUGCGGCCGGGCGACGAUUAUUCCCCGGCGGAAGGAUCAUCGCCCACGAGGUGGCCGGCCUACCACAAGCCUCGAGAUUUUGAGGAGGACGAUUAUUACGGCGAAACGUUGGACGUCGGGGCAUGGCAAUACCUCAGUAGUCGCCAGCGCACCGAGGACGGCUCCGAUCUCAGCUCCGUCUUUGACAGUGUUCUUAUGUCCAUGUCCGACACAUUGAAUUCGAUUAAUACCCUUGCAUCAGAUCAAACACCCGAAGACAGACCAUCAUAUAACACUAAUUUGAUCACAACACCGUCACGAGACACUCUACGGAAUUCGGAUAGCGGCCUGUACCAGACUCCACCGGCCCCGAGAGCCCUGACGGACACGACGAGCGCCGGCUACGCCUCGGAGGAUCAGCUGUCGAUGACGUUGCCGGGCAGCGGAUACUACGGCUACUCCGCCGCGUCUCGCGAGUCCGAUCAACUGAGCGUCUCCUCGUCGUCGAGCUUCGGUGGACCGAGCCCGCGGGAACGACGCUGCGUGCCCACCAGCGCCACCGGCAUUUACCUGCCGAUGGCUCCGCUCAGCAGCAGUCAAGCGACGAGCAACAAAAUAUCGAAUGGCGGCAUGCCGUCGAAUUUACAGCCCACACCGCCGAAGAAGCCACCCCGUCGCAAUCUGUCCGUGUCGCCGACGCACACACAGGCAUCGACUCAGAGCGAUGGCCAGCCAACGCCGAUGAACUACGAGUACAUGUUCAUGGCGAGAACCGGCCGAGGCCACAACGCACCGCUCCUCGAUCUCGAGGAGCUGCAGACGCGGCGCCAACAGCUGCGUCACGUGACGCGCAGCGUCGACCAGUACGUGGACAUGAAGUCGAACUUUGGCCAUCAGCGGAAUCACAGUCAGGAUAGCAAGAAGGCGGACAGCGACGUCGAGCCGGUUGCCAUCACGGCGAUCACGGAUGGCAAUCGUUCAUUGAGGAUAGCGAAUCCGCGGAGAAAAUUGCGCAGACACACGUACGGUCGUUCGAGCUACGAGAAUCACUCGGUGCAGCAGCAGGAUGCCAGCGACAAGUCGCCGUGCAACAGCGAGCCUGGUGCCCCUCGAGAUCGUACCUACAUCUCCAACGCCUUCAUCGCGGUCAAAUCGUCGCAGGAGAGCUUGGUCGACGAGUGCGAAAAAACCACUCCUCGUCCAAAGGAGCAACCGGCGACACCACAAAAACAGCAGCAGCAACAGCCACAAGAGGUUUGCACCGACAAACGCCUGAAACGAGUGCAGAAUCUGCAGAUACCUACCAGUCCGACGCAUUAUGCACAACCACCAACGCCCGAUCAUCCACCGCCAUCGGCUAUUCAAGCCGAAAAGUCCAUCCACGACCGAAUUCGUCCGCUGAGUGAGGUCUACAAGCGGCGCUCGCGCGACAUGGAGACGGAGACGGAGGAAGAGCUGCUGGUUCAGUUCCCAGCCGCCAACGCCAACAACAGCACGAACAACGCCUCGCUCGACGCGUCGUCGGGCUCGCUCUCCUCGGUCUCGCUCUCCGACAAGAGCAUGUCCACAGACAAUGUCGAAGAGUACUUUGGCGACGUGCCCUUUGCAGGCCUCCUGAAAGGCUCGAUCUCGACGGCGGAGCGUCCACGCACGCUGCGUCGAUUACGCAACGUCUACUCGCCGGCCGGGGAAGGCGGCUGCGGGGUCAUGGGCACCGGGGCCGACAUCCUGGCCGGCAACAACGAUCAUCAGCGAGAUCACGACGCGAUGAAUAACCACCAUCAUCAUCAUCGUAACAAACGCGACGAGGCGGCCACCACCAACGGUGGCAGUGGCGGUAACGGCGACGCGUCCGACCGGGACCAUCAGCAGCAGUCGCAAGACGACAAGUCCCUCGCCCUCAUGAGUCCCUUCGACGAGCAGGAGGAGUGGGCCAAGAUAUCCGAGAUCAUGGCGACCUUCGGCACUAGUCUCGUUCGAGAAUCCGUUUUCGUUACCGAACUCGAGCGAGAGUUUCAAAGUAGGCUCAGCUUCAACUCCGACACAGACAGUCCCUGCGUAAUGACGUUGGUGGGCCAAUGGUUGUCGAAAUUAAACUUGGCAGACUACGAAUCGGCCUUCAUAAACUACGGCUUUGACGAUUUGGAAUUCAUCAACGGCGUCAUCGAAGAAUCGGACCUCGACGAGAUGGGCAUCAACAGCGAGAACGAUCGCGCGGCGAUCAUGGAAGCGGCGGCGCAGCUGAACAAUCGCGUGGAGGCGCGCACAGGCUCAAACGUCGCGCAGACCGUGGACGACUGGCUGAAAUCGAUACACUUGGAGAGCUACGCAGAGCUCUUCAGGCGACACCUCUACACGGACAUGGACAAGGUGCGCCGAGUCUGGGAGGUGGAGCUCGCGGCCGUGCUAGAAAUCCAGAAGAUCGCCCAUCGCAAACGCAUCCUGGCUUCGGUCAACGGCGGGACUACUAGCAACAGUAGCGGCGGUAGCAAUGGCAGCAGCGGCGCACAGACGCGUUCUACUUCUUCUUCGGCCCACAACAACGCGCGCAACAACGGCAACGGGCCCAGCUUGAACGAUCUCAACAAGGACCUGAACGCAUUGAAAUCAAAUAUUCAGCAGCUGAAAAGCGAGAUUCGAGAAAAAAUGCCGGAACAUCCACAAAAUAGCAACGGACUGCCUGCUGCGUCUCGUACAAGCGCAGCGUCGACACCGACUUCGAGUUCGGCUCAAGUUAUCGGCACGAAUGCAAAUACCACGGGUACUCUGAAAGCUCGUAAAAACAGGCCGGCGCCGCCUCCACCGCAGAAGCCUAAUGUCAAUACGCAAAAUGGCACUGCACAACCGACCGAGAAUCUCGAGAUAAGAGGACCGUCGGAAUUGUUAUUUGGCGUACCCUCGACUCUCAAAACUCAAUGGAGACACCAACCAAAGGAUCUAGUCACUGGGAACGUCAUCUACGUUGCUAACUAUUUGGGCUCGACGAUAGUAAAAGAAUUGAGAGGAACGGAAUCGAGCCUGAAGUCUAUACAAAAAUUGAAAAAAGUCGGAAGGGAUCCACGCUGCACACCAGAUAUUACGUUGUCGAUAUCAUUUCGAGGCGUUCGUUUCCUGAACACGUUGACCGAUGAACCCAUUUGUGAACACGAAAUUCGAAACAUUCAUUGCGCUUGUCAAGACGCCGACGACCUCACUCAUUUCGCUUACAUAACCAAAGACCACGCCAGUCAAACACAUUUCUGUCACGUUUUCUGUGUGCCAACAAUGGACCAAGCAACCGAAAUAAUUUUAACUCUGGGUCAGGCAUUCGAAGUAGCCUACCAAAUUGCAUUAAAGGAUAAAUUUGGCACUCAACAAGCAGUACGUUCACAAUCGGCUAACCAAUUAGCAACCUUGGCCAUGUCAAGUCCUAGCAAAGUCAUGAACUCGCCUUCGAGGGAAGGAAAACCUACGUACGACAACCACAUCAACGAAUCGAAUAAAAAUCACUACCACACCAGCACUAAUCCUAGGCCAAAAAGUCGAUCCAAGACCAUCUCCAAUCCAUUUAUCGUCAACUCCAAUAUGGACCCUCCACCUCAUCCACCGAAUAAUUAUCGUCACGCAAGUCCUCAUCACAAAACUUCAGCAGUCAAGAACCCCAACAACUCUCACUCCGGUGUAAAUGCCAACUCCCGGCCCAGUGCGAUUUCGAACUCGGUCAAGCUACUGGCGACUCACGGACGCUCUCACUCUGUGAACGAGAUCAAACUCAAUGGAAAUCAAAAUAAAAUCUCCUCUGCGGUUCCCGUCGAUGACAUUAGCAUAGGAGUUAAAGACAUGAAGGCUGGCUCGAGAGCACCCAUCGCACUGACCGAAGAGCUCUAAUCCAACAAGAAUAUUCUCCGCGCAUAUAAUCAACAUGAUUUCUAGUGCUUUAAUUUUGCCUCAUUUCCACGCUCAUUUUUCAAGCUCUCGUGUUAUAUAUUUGACCGUAAAUGUUGUAAAUAUAAAUUAUAAACGGAGCUACCGUGUUGUGAUGACAAGUCCUGGACGGACAAAAUGUUAAAACUUACGCGUUAAUACGUGAUGGCACAAAGCUGUGACAAGA